Moesziomyces aphidis is the source of this 1398-nucleotide messenger RNA. NCBI's taxonomy places the organism in Eukaryota, Fungi, Basidiomycota, Ustilaginomycetes, Ustilaginales, Ustilaginaceae. The record is from the annotation of a GenBank genome assembly.
AUGUCCGGGCCCACUGCUCUAUCGUGUCCAGAGCUCCUUGAAGCCCUUCUCGAGAUAGAAAGGGACCUUCUGGCUCAAGAUGGGAAAAUCGCUCCCACAGCCGCUAAACUGGCGCGACUGCCGGAAGAGAUCAGCAAGAGCAGAGAGCUUGGGCUUCUGGACAAGACUUCAGCAUCACAGCUUCACCAUGCUAUUCAGAGGAUCCAGGUCAUUUCAGGCGUAAAACUCAGGCUUGAAGAAGUAUACCUUCGGCUCGAUUCCGAGUUGAAGGAAGAUGCUACUCGCAUCGCAAGGAACGAGAGCAAUAGCUCAGAUCGAGCCAAGAGCUCGGACCUCUGCGAGACUAUGCCAUCGUACAAUAUGCGCAAGCACUUCCUCGAGCAUCUCGACAAUCCCUAUCCCUCGCAAAAAGACAAGGAGUCUCUCGUCGAAGCCACCAACGCCUCACCCGCUCAGCGCAAGAAGUCCGAGGAGCGAGGCAACAAUCUGCAAAUCAACCAGCUGACGCUCUGGUUCAUCAACGCGCGCCGACGCUCUGGCUGGUCCAGCAUCCUACGCAAGUUUGCCCGCAACGAUCGCCAACGCAUGAGUCUGCUGAUGCAGACCAAGAUGGACGCCUGCAACAUGGGCUCCCCUCACGAACGAUCUCCCGCCAUCCUUGUCCACAGCGUGGACGACGUGCUUCGCGACAAUCUCGGACGGCUCACCGACGCGGACAAGAAAGAGUUCGAGGACGACUGGACGAGCAUGAUCAGCUGGCUCAAGUACGGCUUCAAGGAGAAGGUCGGCGACUGGGUGUACGACAUCGUCGCCAACAGCAAGAAGCCCCUCAAGGCCGGACAACCACGCACAGUCACUACGGCAGCCAACCGCACUCCGGUUCGCAAGACAACGACAACUUCGAGGCCGAAGAGAGCCACGCGCAGAAUCAGCAAGACGCCUUCGGUAGACAGCGAUAUUCAGUCCGAGCACGAAUCGACCCCCGAGCUCAGCAUGUGCUCGACGGCGGACACGAGCUUCAGCUCCUUUGGCAGCAACAUCUCGCUAUUGCAGUACGAUCCAUUCCAGGCGUCACACGAGGCGCUUCUCAGCCCGACACUCCAGGCGGCUGCCUCAAGGAAGGUCAAAGCGCUCCCCAAGGGUCCUCAGAAGGCAGACUCCGCAGAAGAAAGCGGUUCGCUUGCACUGGCAAUGCACUCCAACAGAUUUGCUCCUGCACCUGCGGAAAGCGCCCUUCGUCUCACCAGCUUCCUUGCUCCGCACACGCUCGCAAGAGCACAGACCAGCAGCGUUCCGACACAGCUCUACCCGCCCUACGAUGCGCAGGGACGCGCGCUGAUGCCUGCCAUCCGACGGGAGUCGCUCACCAGCAACAGCCUUUCUGCCGCCUUUGGCUGA